AUGGCGAACCCGACCACGAGUCUGAAGCCAAAGAUGAAGAAAGUCGGGAAGUACGACUGGGGCGUCGCGUUGCUGACGAAAAAGUCCAACAACGCGGCGGCCGAGCUGAAGCAGGUGCUCUGUGAGGUCGGGGACAGCAUCCGGCUCAGUUGGGGGGGAGACAAGUGGAUGCUGGACAUUUUACUGUUGAAAUCCGAAGCCGACUACGUGCUUUGUAACACAAAAGACGCCUCCGGCGUGGCGUACCAACUCGCGCCUCUGUCCAGCUCCGGGCAGGUAGAAUUCAACUGCCAGAACCAGGGGGUCUACUUUUUGACCUCGAGUCACGGCUGUGAACUGGGGCACAAACUCCGCGUCCAGGUGACCAACAUGGAGAAAACGAAGGAUCUACGGGCCAUGUUUAACACGGAAACCGGAAAACACCACUACACGUAUCCCAUGGUCGCGAAGGAAUUUCUGAUACCCGCGGACUUCGACGGGGGCUUUUCUUCGGACGAAACCGCCGAUGAGGCGCUGAAGUUUCUGUGGUGCGUGACGCCGCACACCCCCUUGUCGUGUUCCGACUGGCUGCCGGCGUCUGUGGAGGAGAACGUCUGUCUUGCCUUACUCGAAUCCGAUAUCGGCUAC
Amoebophrya sp. A120 is the source of this 627-nucleotide messenger RNA. The record is from the annotation of a GenBank genome assembly. NCBI's taxonomy places the organism in Eukaryota, Dinophyceae, Syndiniales, Amoebophryaceae.